ACCUGCGGCCGCGCACCCUCCACCUGCGGCCGCCCGGAGCCCGCGCGCAGCCCGCACCCCGGGAGGCCCGGCGCCAUGAGCGGCGCGGGCGGCGUCCACAUCACCUACGCCAGCCGCAAGCGGAGGAAGCCGGUGCAGAAAACAGUAAAGCCGGUGCCAUUGGAAGGAGUCAAAUCCAACCCGUCCAAGAGACACCGAGACCGGCUGAAUACAGAGCUUGACCGUCUGGCCAGCCUGCUGCCCUUCCCCCAAGAUGUCAUCUCCAAGCUGGACAAGCUGUCCGUGCUCAGACUCAGCGUCAGCUACCUGCGAGCCAAGAGUUUCUUUGAUGUUGCAUUAAAAUCUUCCCAGGCUGACCCAAAUGGAAGUCAGGAGAGCAGCAGAGACAGACUCCAGGACAGCCUGCGUUUGCAGGAAGGGGAGCUUCUGCUACAGGCCCUCAAUGGCUUUGUGCUGGUGGUCACCAUGGAUGCCCUGGUCUUUUACGCCUCCUCUACGAUCCAGGACUACCUGGGGUUCCAGCAGUCUGACGUCAUCCAUCAGAGUGUGUUUGAGCUCAUUCACACCGAAGACAGAGCGGAAUUCCAGCGUCAGCUGCAUUGGACUUUAAAACUGGGCCAGGCUACAGACUCAGCACCCCAAGGACAAGAAGGCCAUGGCCCAUCCCAGACCUCAGGCUUUUAUAACCCAGAGCAGCUUCCUCCCGAAAACUCCCCAUUCCUGGAGAGAUGCUUCAUCUGCCGCCUCCGGUGUCUCUUGGAUAACUCAUCUGGCUUCUUGGCCAUGAACUUUCAAGGGCGGCUCAAAUUCCUGCAUGGCCAGAACAAGAAGGCAAAAGAUGGAAGUCCCCUGGCUCCUCAGCUGGCACUGUUUGCGGUGGCCACGCCAUUGCAGCCUCCAUCCAUCCUCGAAAUCCGGACCAAGAACUUUAUCUUCCGAACUAAACACAAACUAGACUUCACACCUAUAGGCUGUGAUGCCAAAGGAAGAAUUGUUUUAGGGUACACUGAGGCAGAGCUAUGCAUGAGGGGAUCCGGGUACCAGUUUGUCCAUGCUGCUGACAUGCUGUACUGUGCGGAUUAUCAUCUCCGCAUGAUUAAAACUGGAGAAAGUGGCAUAACAGUGUUUAGGCUUCUCACCAAGGAGAAUCGCUGGACCUGGGUUCAAUCCAAUGCCCGUUUAGUGUAUAAGAAUGGAAGACCAGAUUAUAUCAUUGCAACACAAAGACCACUCACAGAUGAAGAAGGGACAGAGCACUUACAGAAACGCAACAUGAAGCUGCCUUUCAUGUUUGCCACUGGAGAGGCCGUGUUAUACAAGGUCAGCUUCCCUUUCCCUGCCUUCAUGGACCCCACGCCGGGGAGAACAAAGGGACCUGGGGCUGGGAAAGACAGUGCCCCCAAACAGCCUCAGAGCCAAGAAUCGUUUCACCCCAGCUCGCAGCUGAGUGCCAUGCUGCAGCAAGACGAGUCUGUGUACCUGUGUCCCCCUGCGCCUCACACCGCGCCCCUGCAGAGGGGCUUUGGCAGCGAGACGGUGGAAGACCUGAGCGGGAUUGUGACUGGUGACUGGCAGGAGAGCCUCCUGGCCUUGGGGAACGAGGACAUGCUGCCUCAGGAGCACUUGCAGCUUUCUCACGAAGCCAGCAUGGAUCACACAGGCUCCUUUCCUGAUAACCGAAAUGGCGAACUGCACAGCAUCAUGAAAAGCCUGGGCAUUGACUUUGAAGAUAUAAGGAACAUGCAGCAGGAAGAGUUCUUUAGAACUGACUUUUCUGGUGAGGAUGACAUCAGAGACAUUGAUCUGACAGAUGAAAUCCUGACCUAUGUUCAGACUUCUUUAAAUAAGUCCACCCUCUCCCAUUCAGGUCCCCAACCCCAGCCUCUUCUGCAGCCCCAACAUCCCCUGCAGCUCCAGCCUCCCCUGCAGCCCCAACAUCCCCUGCAGUCCCAGCCUCCCCUGCAGCCCCAACAUCUGCAGCCCCAGCUUCCCCUGCAGCCCCAACAUCCCCUAUAUCUCCAGCCUCCCCUGCAGCCCCAACAUCCCCUGCAUCUCCAGCCUCCUCUGCAGCCCCAGGCUUCUCUGCAGCCCCAGCCUCCUCUGCAGGCUCAGCCUCCUCUUCAGCAGCUGCCACAGGGGGCUCCUCCCAUCCCCAGCUCCAGCUGUAUGGUCCAAGAACAGUUGGAGCAGCAGCGGCGGCAGCAGCAACAGCAUCUUUGUCAGAAGAUGAAGCACCUGCAGGUGGGCGGAGUGUUGGCUGGCUGGAGGCCAGGUGACCCCGAGCCCUUCCCUGGUCCCCAGCCGGAUCCACAGUCCUACGCCAUCUUUCCUGAUCCUGAGUUCCCGUACAAGUCUGAAUUCAGUGCUGCACCCUACGCCCAGAGCUUGCUGUCCUGCUCCCAGGCUCUGAUCCCCCAGCCAUCCACCAUGAGCCACUUAGACUUUCCCAUAGGAAGUUUUGAACAGUCACCAUACCCCAUGUCUCACUUAGGAGACUUUGCUAGCUGUUUACAGCAAUCCCCGGAAAACGCAGGAUAUGGGGGUCAUUCCCAGUCCACCUUGGCCGCUCCUCCACCAUGUUACGCAGGGGCUGUCUCAGUGUUUCAGUGCCAGCCCGAAGGCCAGGCCUCCAGCGAGGAUCUAAUGCAGUAUAACUCCAUGGCCUCUGAUCAGAACACAUUGUUAAACAAGUUUCAGAAUGGUUUAGAUGGAGGCAUUUUAAAUGAAACCUACCCAGCUCAGUUAGAUGGCCUGAACGACCCUCCAGCUGCUGCCUCUCUCCACCAAGCAGAAGCCAGACCCUUCCCAGACUUACCAUCCAGUAGGUUCCUGUGAUGCCUGUCCCGGCCAGCUCACCUGGCCAGGUAGAUACUGCUUGGGAGGAUCAGGAGGAGCCUCAGGCAGGGGCACUGCCAGAAAUAACCCAACCAGAAGAAGUAUCCAGCACUUAUCCAUCCCGAGCAAGGUUCAACCUGGUCUGGACCAUGAGCCAAAUGGCCACCGAUGCACUGACUUAGGAAGUCUGAGGGACUGUAGGCAGAGCUGGGAAGGAAUGCCCCCUCCUCCUCUGCAGGGGCUGGGGCCUUUCCCCUUCCAGCUCUGGCCUCACUGCAGCUCUCAGUGUGGUCACAAGCUGCUCCUGAGGGCACGGUUUGGGCUGCAGGUGUCCGGCCUGGCGCAUCCUGCCCCACCCCCUCCACUAUGAGUGCCUCCUUCGCAUCCGCCCAAGUGCCUCUGGGAGCGCAGGGAUCUCUUGUAGUGAAGACGAUUUCCUUUUGAGUGAUGCAUGGAUUCCAACCUCCCUACUUCAUUCUGUCAUGUGGACUUUUAAAAAAUACGCCCUUGGUCCGGCUCUGUGUUACCUUGGAAGUCAUCCCCCUCUUCUUCAGGUGAUAGAAGGUGAAGUGAAUAUAUUUAUUUCAAAGAAAAUGAUUGAUCAUAUAUUGUUUGCUUUGAGACUCUUAAGUGCUUGCGAUGUGCCUUAUCUUUUACUGAAAUAGUCCUCUUAAAGAAACACAACUCACCUGUUCUUUCCAAAUAACUAGUCAUGAAAUUUGUGUUAAAAGGGUAGCACUUAAACUGGGGCCCCUAUCUCUAGAAGAAACUGUUGAAGUGAGGAUGAUGUUAAAGGUUACUGUGAUUGGAUGCCUUUGCUGGGCCGCACUUUUCACUUUGCAGAGGGGCUCGGCCAGCGAGGCUGGGCUCGUGCACAAAGGGGAGAGCAGCCUGUUGGUCCAGCAUUGCAUCAGACCCGAUUGGGAGAAAUCCCACAGUCCUCGGCGUGUUCAGAUAAACUGGGUUGUUUGAAUAAAUUUCAGUUCUAUAGCAGCGUGAAUGAUUUUUUUUCUCAUAUUUGAGGCUUGUUAGAAAUGAAGCCGCCAACGUUUGGUGCCGAGUGUUGUUUCAAGGGAAAUUCAGAAUCUUGUCUCCCAAGCGGCAUGGCGUCGUAUCGAUGGAAUGAAGAAAACUGCCCUUUUUACAAUAGUUGAAAUACUCCAUUUUGAGAUAUUAUGAGUCAUGUCUAAAUACACAUAGCUAUCAUAAAUUGGAGCUCUGUAUAUGUCAGUUAACUGUGUCUUUAAAAAUAAAAUCAUAAACUUAAAUAUGCUUAGGUUGGUGUCUUGUAGAAAUAAGAGACAACCACUCAUUAUCUGCAGUAAUCAGAUAUCAGGAGGGAACUUUUAUGAUCAACAAAGAAAAAGGCUUUUUGUCCUACAGCUCCGUAUCUGCUGAAACAGUUUCAAAGCCAGGUGCCGCUUAGUGUCUGGCCCUUCCUUAUUUGUCAUUUGAACCAUGGUCUUUGAAGGGCAGAAUCCCUGUUGGAUGACAUCAGCUGGAGUCUCUAAAGGAGACAUAGCAGAAGACAUUCUUUACAAUUACUCUUACAGUUACAAUUUACUUUUACAGUAAAUUAAUACAUAUAAAAAAUCCAAAAAUAAAUUUUAUUUGUCAGUCUGUUCAUUUUCAGGAAAAAAAAAAUCCAUAGAAUGUUAUUUGAGUAUUAAGUACAAAAAUUGGACCGUCUAAAACAUUUCAUAAUUUUUCUACGUGAAGUAUCAUUAAAAUCCCGACCAAUGAUCUGAAUUUUUUUUUAUUUUUCCAUCUAAAAUUUUCAUUAAAAGUCUUAUAUAACCACUUUCUGUAGAAUCUUCCACUUUUGGAAAUAUGUAUUUAAUGGAAGAAACUAUAGAUUUUCAGUGAAAUUGUGAAUGUGACAAUUAGCUAUAUAGAGAUAAUGUAAAACUGAAAGGUAAAAGGGAUACUGUGUAUUUUUAUCAACAAAACUAUUAAGUUUGUCUUGCUGAGAUUAAUAAAUACUGUCAAACCAAAUAUACCUUGUCUGUAUCGCUAAGUGCCAAAGGAAGCUGCUUUAUAGGGGAUUUAUUUAGCAUUUUUGCAUUAGCUGAGCCUAUGAUGAAUACAUAAUUGCAUUAGUAUAUUUAAUUUUCUCUUUUGCUACACAUCCACCCAAGCCUUUCUAAGGCAGAGCUGCAGUUAUGAAGCUUCCAGUUGUUAGAAUGCAUAACCUAGCGUUGUUCAGUAUUACUGUACUUUUGGUAAUUUCUUCAUGACCUAUAUUUCUUUCGUCUCCAAUUUGCUAUGGCUUAUACAUACCAUCGAGUAAUUUCGUAUUUAAUAUAUGGUUUGUCAUGUUAUUUCCCUUCAAGCAAAACUUGUAAAUGAUAAUAUAUGGUAUUAAAGUAAUCACCAAGUCC
Messenger RNA from Trichosurus vulpecula (common brushtail), 5216 nucleotides. RefSeq names its product aryl hydrocarbon receptor (gene AHR). Gene Ontology annotation, biological process: regulation of transcription by RNA polymerase II. Gene Ontology annotation, cellular component: nucleus; aryl hydrocarbon receptor complex. Gene Ontology annotation, molecular function: nuclear receptor activity; protein dimerization activity; transcription cis-regulatory region binding. Bases 76 to 2835 code for a protein of 919 amino acids. The transcript is spliced from 11 exons. The record is from RefSeq and is a predicted model, not a curated record. NCBI's taxonomy places the organism in Eukaryota, Metazoa, Chordata, Mammalia, Diprotodontia, Phalangeridae.